AUGAAGUUACCACUCUGCACGACAGCCAUUCUCUUCUCAAGUAGUUCAUAUGCCGCAACCAUGAGGCGAGCACUCCCAGAUUUCACCACUUCGGAAGCCGGCAACCCUUUUGUAGACGGGUGGUACGCCGAUCCCGACACAUGCGUCUACAAGGGCCAGUAUUGGGUAUUCCCGACCUCAUCCUACGCCUAUGACGAGCAGACCUAUCUAGAUGCCUUCUCUUCGACCGACUUAGUGCACUGGACCAAACAUGCGAACAUCCUCACCAAAGCCCAGGUAUCUUGGGCAAACAGAGCCAUGUGGGCGCCCGCCCAUAUUGAACGCGACGGAAAGUACUAUCUGUACUUUGCAGCCAAUGAUAUCCAAGAGGGAGAAACGCAGGUUGGCGGUAUUGGUGUUGCCGUAGCAGACCAGCCCGAGGGCCCUUACAAAGAUGCGAUCGGGAAGCCGCUCAUUGGCGAGUACCAUAAUAGGGCACAGCCCAUCGAUCAAGAUGUCUUCAUCGAUGAUGAUGGUCAGGCGUAUAUCUACUAUGGUGGCCACGCGCAUGCCAAUGUUGCCAAGCUGAACAGCGAUAUGACCAGCAUCGGCAGCUUUUCAGAUGGCACGCAAUUCAAAGAAAUCACACCGGAGAACUAUGUGGAGGGUUCUCUGAUGUUCAAGCGCAAUGGAAAGUACUAUCUUAUGUGGUCUGAAGGAGGCUGGACAGGCCCAGAUUAUUCAGUCUCAUACGCCAUUUCGGAUUCACCCAUCGGCCCUUUCAACCGAGAAGCCAAGAUACUACAGCAGGAUACCGCUGUAGCAACUGGUUCUGGCCAUAACGGGGUCAUCAACGUCCCCGGAACCGACAUCUGGUACAUCUUCUAUCACCGCCGGCCAUUGGGCGACAGUGAUGGCAACCAUCGUCAACUUGCCUAUGAUAGGAUGUACUUCAAUGAGGAUGGGACAAUCAAGCCAGUUACGAUGCUGGUCAAGGACAACUUUGAGGACGGGAACCUGAUUGGCUGGAAGACUUCUUUUGAAGGGUCCUUCUCAGUCAAGGAUGGGAAGCUUAAGGCGGAAAAGGCCAUAAGUGGAAAGGCCCUUCAGAACACAGGAUUCGAGGAUUUGGUAUUUGAUAUCGACAUCGCCCUCGUUGAUCCAGAUGUUGGAUCAAAUGCUCAAGAUUCCGGUGAUGCGGGAGUUGUUUUCGGCGUAACGAGCGCUUCAGCAGGAAUCGACAGCUUGACUGGGUUCUACGCUGCAAUUGACGCAUCAGGCGAGGUCGUUCUAGGUCAAAUGGACCAGAGUUGGACUCAACUAGCAUCUGUCCAGACACCGAUCCAGGCGGAAACAAACUACCACCUAAGGGUGACCGUAAUCAACAAGGAAGUCAAAGUCUUUGUUGAUAAUAUGAGCGUCCCUAAGCUGACGCACACCGUCUCGAAGAGUACUAAGGGAACCACUGGAGUGCGAGUGUUCCGGACCGGAGCUCUCUAUGAUAAUCUUUCUGUUGCACAUCCACAGUAA
Molecule: messenger RNA, 1509 nt
Organism: Colletotrichum scovillei
Lineage: Eukaryota; Fungi; Ascomycota; Sordariomycetes; Glomerellales; Glomerellaceae
Product: endo-1,4-beta-xylanase D precursor
Exons: 1
Coding region: 1-1509 (502 amino acids)
Biological process (GO): carbohydrate metabolic process
Molecular function (GO): hydrolase activity, hydrolyzing O-glycosyl compounds
Source: RefSeq, a predicted model, not a curated record